AGACUGGCCCUGGGGCAUUUGCAGAUCCUAGGGUGGCACUAAGAGGUGGGGAGUCAGAGAAAGCCAAAGAGACACAGAAGCCGAGCAACUCCCAGCAGCAACAGCAGCAGCUGUCAGAACUGGAUAUAUGCACACAUGCGUACAUCCAUGCACAGACAGGGAGGAGAAUUCAGGCUGAAGCUGAUGGGAGGGAGGAAGGGUUUCAUCUGUGCAAAGGGCUGUGCAUUUCAGGGAUGAAACUAAAAACUGAAAGAAGCGUCUGCACUGCUGAUACCGUGUCAUCUUGGAAGGGAGGGAGGCAGGAAAGAAGGAAGAAAAGGGGGAAGAUAACUGGCAUGUGGAAGAAGAUGGGAGACUAACUCACUGCUGCGUGGAAGGGGAAUAUAGCUUGUACAUCUGAAAAACACCAGGCUGAGCUUGGAAAUGAGAUCAGACCUGCAUUGAAAUAGAGAAAGGGAGGAAAAGGGAGGCUGAGACUGGAGAGCUUUUAUCCAUCCUGUCUCUCUUUUCCUCUCUCUCCUCGAAGAUGAAAUAGAAGUUUAUCCGUCUCGGUGCUGCUGGAUCUCUAUAGCUGCUGGACAAAAGAUGAAGAGGAAGCUGAAAUGAAAAGCAAAGGGUGAUUAUGAAAUUUACAGCUGAGAAGACAAAUCACACCUCCCUGGGCUUCCUUUGUGCCCCACUGAGGGAGUUUUAACGUCAGAAGGAUUUUGAGAAGAGAUGGGGCAAGUGGGAGAGGGGGUGUUCAAAACACCUGUCCCAAGUGUUUCAAAAAUAACAAGGUGAUGGAUUUAUUGUUGACAGCUGGUGGGAACCUUGAAUUUUUCUAUACUCCCUCCAUACCUAGUUCCAUUAAAUGUGAGAUUAUGAAAAUGCAGAGGAGUUGAAGGGAAGGCGAAAGGAUAUAACGUGGAGUUUGAAGCAAGGCGAGGGUGCUGAUGCUGUGGAUUGCUGGCUUCUUGCCGAAAUAAAAAAUUCUAUUGCGCACUGGGUUGUGAUUGGAAAUCUAAUCAGAUUUUUGGAGAGGGGGGAAGAGAGACAAAAAAGUUUAUCUUUUUGACAGGUACAAAUAAAAAUUUAAAUGCAAAAGGAGAUUCUUUUCUAAAGGAGUGUGGAGGACAGAGAAAAAGAAGAAUGGGAAUCCCCAUUUUAAUGUGGAGACACAAGGACUGGAUAAUUGAUAGUGCAGCAAAGAAAGGGGAAGAAGCACAUUGCUUGGCAAGACCUGGAUCUUAAGUGUCACAACAAAAUUACAUUAAACAAAUACAGAUCUAGCAUUGCUUAAAAAGAAAAACAGCCCUUUCUGCUCUCCAGAGAAAAAACAAAUAGUGAGCAAUGGAGAGCAGCGGACCCAGAGAAGCAGAAAAUCUCCGAAAAAGGAAACUAGGCAAAAAAGCCACUGUGGAAUGAAAAGUUUCAGAAAGGAGGAGGACCAUUCAUCCUCUGCAAGGAUUUUGAUUUGUUUUGCCUGUUAUUUUAAACCACUCUUCUCCGGUGAAGGUAAACAUUGAUGUUACCACUACAGCAAUCCUAGGCAAAAAAGUUGAAAGCUACAGAGAAAAUAAAGGACAGAAAAGAAGAAAGCAAAAUUACUGGAGGGGGAAGAGUUCAGCAGCGUUGGGUUGGAUUGGCACCUGUAUGGACUGAAAUUACUGGGAAAUUGCAAUUGGAUAUAAUUCAUUUUUAUGUCCUUUCUUGGGUUUAAUUUUGGUUUGGUUGCUGAAAUGAAAUAGUUUUCUAACCCUGCCCCCCACUCUGCUUUUUCUUAACCACUCAGAUUUCCAGCUAUGUAAUCUUUGAGGAUACAGCUAUUAAAACUUCAGAAAGACCAGUACCAAAUAAAUUAUGAAUGUUGAACAAGAUGACCUUACAUCCACAGCAGAUAAUGAUAGGUCCUAGGUUUAACAGGGCCCUAUUUGACCCCCUGCUUGUGGUGCUGUUGGCUCUGCAGCUUCUUGUGGUGGCUGGUCUAGUGAGGGCUCAAACUUGCCCUUCUGUCUGCUCCUGCAGCAACCAGUUCAGUAAAGUGAUUUGUGUACGGAAAAAUCUGAGAGACGUGCCAGACGGCAUCUCCACCAACACCCGGUUGCUCAAUCUCCAUGAGAACCAGAUCCAAAUCAUUAAAGUUAAUAGCUUCAAGCAUCUGAGGCACUUAGAAAUCCUGCAGCUCAGUAGGAAUCACAUCAGAACAAUUGAAAUUGGGGCUUUCAAUGGUCUGGCCAAUCUCAACACUUUGGAACUCUUUGACAAUCGUCUGACCACUAUCCCAAACGGGGCUUUUGUAUACCUGUCAAAACUAAAGGAACUGUGGCUGAGAAACAACCCCAUUGAGAGCAUCCCUUCUUAUGCUUUUAAUAGAAUCCCUUCUCUAAGGAGGUUGGAUUUGGGGGAAUUAAAAAGGCUUUCAUACAUCUCAGAAGGUGCCUUUGAAGGUUUGUCCAACUUGAGGUAUUUGAACCUUGCCAUGUGCAAUCUUCGAGAGAUUCCUAACCUCACCCCACUUGUAAAACUGGAUGAGUUAGAUCUGUCUGGGAAUCACCUUACUGCUAUCCGGCCAGGUUCUUUCCAAGGGUUAAUGCAUCUUCAGAAAUUGUGGAUGAUACAGUCCCAGAUUCAAGUGAUAGAAAGGAAUGCUUUCGAUAACCUUCAGUCACUUGUAGAGAUCAAUCUGGCACACAACAAUCUAACACUACUGCCUCAUGACCUGUUCACACCACUCCACCUAGAAAGGAUUCACUUGCAUCACAACCCUUGGAACUGCAACUGUGAUAUCCUUUGGCUUAGCUGGUGGAUUAAAGACAAGGCACCCUCUAAUACUGCAUGCUGUGCCCGUUGUCACACACCUCCCAGUUUAAAAGGAAGGUACAUUGGUGAGCUGGACCUGAAUUACUUCACUUGUUAUGCUCCAGUCAUAGUGGAGCCACCAGCAGACCUCAAUGUCACAGAAGGCAUGGCUGCAGAGAUGAAAUGCCGGGCAUCAACCUCCCUGACCUCUGUAUCUUGGAUUACUCCAAAUGGAUCUGUUAUGACGCAUGGGGCAUACAGAGUUCGGAUUGCUGUGCUUAGUGAUGGCACAUUAAAUUUUACAAAGGUAACUGUGCAAGACACGGGUUUGUAUACAUGCAUGGUGAGUAACUCUGUCGGAAAUACCACAGCUUCUGCCACACUGAACGUGACUGCCCUGGAUAACCCUGGUUACACUUACUUUUCAACAGUCACAGUAGAGACUGUAGAACCUUCUCAGGAUGAGGCACAGACCACAGAGCAGGUUGGGCCCACACCAGUUACCAACUGGGAGACUACUAACAUGACAACCUCACUCACUCCACAGAGCACAAGAUCAACAGAAAAAACGUUCACCAUUCCUGUGACAGAUGCAAACGGGAUCCCAGGAAUAGAUGAGGUUAUGAAGACUACCAAAAUCAUAAUUGGUUGUUUUGUGGCUAUCACUCUCAUGGCUGCUGUGAUGCUGGUAAUUUUCUACAAAAUGAGAAAACAGCAUCACCGGCAGAACCAUCAUGCUCCAACACGGACUGUAGAGAUUAUUAAUGUGGAUGAUGAGCUUACAGGUGAUACACCCAUAGAGAGUCACUUGCCCAUGCCGACAAUAGAGCAUGAGCACCUAAAUCACUAUAACUCUUAUAAAUCUCCUUUCAACCACACAACAACAGUUAACACAAUAAAUUCAAUACACAGUUCAGUGCAUGAACCGUUAUUGAUCCGAAUGAACUCAAAAGACAAUGUACAAGAAACUCAAAUCUAAAACAUUUAUGACAUUAUGGGGUAGGGGUGGGGAUGACAAAAGACGAUUUAUAAAACAAAUGACACAAAUGACUGGGCUAAUCUACUGUUUCAAAAAAGUGUCUUUACAAAGAAAAAAAUUUAUUUAUUAAAAAUUCUAUUGUGAUCUAAA
This is a messenger RNA of Neopsephotus bourkii (Bourke's parrot), 3910 nucleotides long. Its product is annotated as leucine-rich repeat-containing protein 4C. The record is from RefSeq and is a predicted model, not a curated record. NCBI's taxonomy places the organism in Eukaryota, Metazoa, Chordata, Aves, Psittaciformes, Psittacidae. Gene Ontology annotation, molecular function: cell-cell adhesion mediator activity. Gene Ontology annotation, biological process: regulation of axonogenesis; synaptic membrane adhesion; modulation of chemical synaptic transmission. The coding region runs from base 1847 to 3760 and encodes 637 amino acids. Gene Ontology annotation, cellular component: postsynaptic density membrane; plasma membrane; glutamatergic synapse. The transcript has 2 exons.